GCAACAGCAGUAGGAAAAGAAAGCAGAGAGACAUAAUAGGGAGUAAAACAUCGAGAGGAGGGAGGCAUUCAUGCAGCUCAGUGUGAGUAUGUGCUGUUUCUAACAGUGAGGUAGGAGGAGAGGAGGAACAGGAGAAGGAGGAGGAAGGGGUGCUUCCUCUUCAGUCUGGGCUGAUGUAUCCCAGCAGCCCCGGUCUGUAGCAACAGGAAACCUUGGUAUAUAAAGCCGCGUUGCAGGGGGAACCCUCCUAAGUGUCUCUCAGCCACAGCAUGACCAGGACCGAGAGCCUGAGAGUUUGGACUUAACAAAACAAUGCCCAGCCUAAUCGCCGAACCACUCAACACACAGCACUUCAUCAUGGACAGAGAUGACAGGACGAGAAACAAGAACAUCGGGAAGAACUUUAUGUGCCGACUCCAGUGCAUGUUCUCACACUCAUCGGGCUCUGAGAGGCUAAGUUUAGAAGAUACCCAACAAUGGUCACAGUCACUGGAAAGGCUUCUGGAGUCUAAAUAUGGACUGGCUACUUUUCGAAGCUUUCUCAAAUCUGAAUACAGCGACGAGAAUAUCGAGUUCUGGCUCACCUGUGAGGAUUACAAGAAGAUCAAAUCAUCAUUCAGAAUGUCCUCGAGAGCCAAGAAGAUUUAUGAGCAGUUCAUCAAAGCAGAAUCUCCCAAAGAGAUCAACAUUGACUAUCACACCCGAGAACAAAUCAAAAGGAACGUCAAGACUCCCACCAUGCACUGCUUUGACGACGCUCAGAAGAUAGUUUACGGGCUGAUGGAAAGAGACUCGUACCCUCGGUUCCUCCGCUCGGACAUUUAUAGGACUCUCCUUGAAAACCUCGCCGCCGACGCCACAAAAGGAUGAAGGCACGCUGAGGAGGAGGAGAGAGAAAGGACAUAAAACCCCCUAACUGGAAUGUUUGAGCUCCUUCAGGAGGAAGGACUGACAGCAAAGAAGGAAGGAGGCUCGACCCGCCGCCGCUCCACACACACGGACACAUGCAGAGGUCCAAGACCGCGGCAUUGGUGUCACUAGAUCCAGAAGCGAACAGUGCCUUAAUCCCAUCUUCGGAUGGAUUACCAAACGCUGAGCACUUCACACUCGAGGACUUUGGAACAAUAAGAAGAAUAAACAUUACCAUCCUUUAUGAUAAUGAACUCUAGUGUGUGUGUGUGUGUGUGUGUUUGCACUGGAUGAUAAGACUGCGCAAGUAGGCGAGUUGACCACUUUGGACAAUGAAUGAAUCAGGAGGGCGACUGACGCCCGCUCUGACGGUGGAGCUGCGUAAGCAAACCAUGCAGCAGACCUCCUUCGGCCUUCUUUGCUGUGGUGUUUCCUGUGCAGAUAAAGAAAGCGGAUGUAAGAUGCUGCAACGGUCACACUCUGUUAGUUAUGUGUGUGUGUGUGUGACUGAGAGAGAGAGAGAGAGAGAGCAUUUAGUUGUUGCUUUUAACUGCCACUGACACAGAAUAAGCUGUCACAAUAAGACUUGGCCAAUUAUCUAAUGACAGCAAUAAGGAAGCCAACAAAUCCAUACAGACAGAGGACUCAAUAAUGAUAAGCCAUCCUAAAGGAAAGGGCUGCAGGAGGCCACUUAGUUUUUCUGGGAAACUUUAAAAAGAGAUUUUUCUUUUCUUUAGAUUGGAUGUGAGGUUUUAAAAAACUGAUGCCUGAUAGAUUUAAGCUGAUAUUUUGUGCCAAUAUUAAAUAUCUUUAUGAUAAAA
Larimichthys crocea (large yellow croaker) is the source of this 1730-nucleotide messenger RNA. RefSeq names its product regulator of G-protein signaling 13. Lineage: Eukaryota; Metazoa; Chordata; Actinopteri; Sciaenidae. The transcript is spliced from 5 exons. Bases 313 to 870 code for a protein of 185 amino acids. The record is from RefSeq and is a predicted model, not a curated record.